Mugil cephalus (flathead mullet) is the source of this 4874-nucleotide messenger RNA. RefSeq names its product hepatocyte growth factor a (gene hgfa). Gene Ontology annotation, biological process: proteolysis. The transcript is spliced from 17 exons. Lineage: Eukaryota; Metazoa; Chordata; Actinopteri; Mugiliformes; Mugilidae. Gene Ontology annotation, molecular function: serine-type endopeptidase activity. The coding region runs from base 530 to 2578 and encodes 682 amino acids. The record is from RefSeq and is a predicted model, not a curated record.
UCAGUGACACAGAAAUGACAUUAGUUAAGACUUAAAAGACAGAACAGGGAUAGAGGUUGGUUGCAGUGCGGCUUGCAGACGAAACAAAGGCUAAGGGAGGUUAAACAAGAUGCCUUGAAUGAGAUUUGUCAGUGGAUGCGUCAGCUGAGCUAUAAACUGAUGUGGGCUGGGACUGUGAACUGAGCUGGAGUUCACGUCCUGUCUUAACUAACGCCGUGCUCGGUGAGAUGUUGGAGAAAACAAAUAAAGGAGUCAUCAUUUGUCGCCAUACUCACCUAUUCCCAAGCUCCGGUCUGGGGUCAGACUUGCAACUUUGUCGGUAACGCGAAUGGUAUUUCCAAGCUCCAAGUGCAAUGACUCACCCUGUGCGAUCAGCAACCCACGAGCAACCUCGUCUCCUUGAACCCGAGCGGGGGAAUCUCACACAUGCAUAAACACAUGCGGCUCUCAUGUCGUGUCCUCGUGUCUCGCAGGUUGCUGUAAAAAGUCUCAUCAGUUACUGCAGAAGUACGAAAAGACGGAGAACCACAUGCUGGUUUGCAAAGACUGCGCUCAGCCCCCGUUGGUGCGUAACAGCCGCUCGCAGGAACACUGCGCCCGGAAAUGUAAGAAGGUCAAGAAAAACCUAAACUGCAGGGCUUUCAACUUUCAAAGGCACAACAGGAAAUGCUACUUGCUCCCUUUUGACCGUUUCACCCACGGUGUGCAGAAGCAGGCCAACAUCAACUUUACUUUGUAUGAAAAAAAAGAUUAUAUAAGGGAGUGUAUCAUCGGCACCAAGGACAACUACAGAGGGAGGAGGUCUUGGACAAAGUCAAACAUCACUUGCCAAGCUUGGUCAGAUAAUAACAUCAAUGAGCAUACGUUUUAUCCAGAUAGGUACCCAAUGCAAGACCUGAGGGAGAACUUCUGUCGGAAUCCCAACAACGAUCCUGGUGGUCCGUGGUGCUACACAACCGACCCGAACGUACGAGCUGAGGAGUGUGGUAUACCUCAGUGUUCAGAGGAAGUCUGUAUGACGUGUAAUGGGGAAGAUUACCGUGGCAAAAUGGACCAUACGGAGAGCGGCAAGGAGUGCCAGAGAUGGGACUCAGCAAGGCCUCACAAACACCACUUCCAGCCCAAAAAGUAUCGGGACAAAGAUUUGAAGGACAACUACUGCCGCAACCCGGACAACCGUCUCCGUCCCUGGUGCUACACCAUGGACCCCAAAACCCCGUGGGAGUACUGUAACAUCACUGUGUGUGACUCAGACCCCAGUGAGGACACAGAUGUCAACGUGACGACGUCCUGCGUCCAGGGAACGGGCACCGAUUACCAAGGCACGAUGAACGUCACUCCAGAGGGUGUGACAUGUCAACGCUGGGAUUCUCAGUUCCCUCAUAACCAUUCCUUUAUUCCCCAGAACUUCAAAUGCAAUUUGUGUGUGUGCUACAGAGACCUCAGAGAGAAUUACUGCCGAAACCCCAAUGGCGCAGACUACCCAUGGUGCUUCACUACAGAUCCUAAUCAGAGGGUAGCCAACUGUACCCACAUCCCCAGAUGUGACGCAGAUGCCACACAAAAAAUAGAGUGUUAUGAAGACAAAGGAGAGAUGUACCGAGGCAGUUUAUCCAUAACUCGAUCGGGGAUUCCCUGUGCGGAUUGGUCACAUCACAUAAACAGUGGGGAUUCUCAUUCUACGGUGUCCUAUGUAGGGCUGGAGAAGAACUUCUGCCGGAACCCAGACCGGGACAAGCAUGGCCCCUGGUGUUACACCAAUCCAAACAACCGCUUAUCCUGGGACUACUGCAAACUGAAGCACUGUGAAUCAGCUACAAUGGCUCCUCAACUGAACACUCCGGCUAGGCCCAAGAUUUCGUGCUUCGUGCACAUAAACACCAGAAUAGUUGGAGGACAUCAAGUGCGAGGUACAGAUGGCAGCUGGGUUGUAAGCAUUCAAAGAGAGAAGGCUCACUUGUGUGGAGGCUCACUGAUCAGAGAAGACUGGGUUCUGACAGACCAACAGUGCUUCACCUCCUGUGUUCCAGAUCUCAGGGAUUACAGCGUUCAGGUCGGUCUGCGGCACCUCAACCAGUCUUCAAGUCACCCAAGGCUACGGAUCUCUCGUCUGAUCUGUGGCCCUGAAGGAUCCAACCUGGUUAUGUUGAAACUAGCAGAUCCUGCCCCUGUGUCUGAAGGUGCCUCUACUAUUCAUCUUCCGGUGAAAGAGUGUCACAUCACAGAGGGCACCAACUGCACCAUGUACGGAUGGGGGGAAACCAAAAAUACAGGGUCCGAUGAAGCACUGAACACAGUAACCAUGCCUAUGGUCAACAACGACAUGUGCGCCCAAAUCAAAGGGGAUGCUGGGGAAAGUAGGAUAUGUGCUGGAGGCAAGAGAGGGGAAGGGGUUUGUGAUAAAGACAACGGUGGUCCGUUGGUUUGCCAGGAGCAUGAGCGCAAGGUCAUAAUCGGUGUGAGCAUCCAAAGGACAAAAUGUGCCUCGUCACAGCCCGCGCUCUUUGUGAACGUGGCUUUCUACUCGGAGUGGAUAUACAAAGUGUUCAAACUUUACCCCAGUGUGGAAAGGAACUGAUGCUGUUGUGUGAAAAUGAACUCUCACGCAGGACUGCACCAUAGCCUGCAAGGAGGGCAGGCUCUCAAGUGUGGACCACGUGGGCGAAAUGUGGAAAAUCACAGUAUGGAAAUCAGCCAUUUUUUUGGGAUUCUUCUGGCAGAUCUCCUCCACUGAAAGAAGAGAUCUAGAUGGUUAGCCUUAAUACCGUUUCACAACCAAAGUCUUGGGCACAUGGACGGCAUAGUAAUUGUAUUUUUGACAUGUUCAGAAUUUCUGAAGCCAUGCAAACAAAGACAAUGACACUUUCUUUCCGGUAUUAUUUCCUGGAAUAUACUUGAACCCAAUUCCUUGGCGGUUACCAUUUAAGGUAGCCUUCUUUUGGAUGGGAUUUUCUUUCCUCUAUUUUUUAAAAGAAAAAAAUAUGUUGAGCUGGACUGCGAAUAAAUGGGUCUUUUUUUUUUUUUUUUUUUUUUGUUACCUCCAACACAAGUUUUGUGGACAGACAGAAAUGGUUCCUACAAGUGAAAGCAUGGACUAAUCCAGUAUCAAACUAAAUGUAACCAACAAAAAUACAGCGGCAAUACAAAAGAAGAAAGAUAGAAGCAGUAAAAAUCACUAUUAGACACUUAAUGGACCCCUAUGAGAAAAUAUGGAUUUUUCUGACCAAAAAUGGUUCAAAUGUGGCUGAAUCACCGCUUGAAAAGCUAACUUACUGCAGCCUUGGAAAACACGGCAGUGCUAAUUGUGUGCAGUAGCUGAACUACAUUUUCCCCAGCUAGCUGUAACUGUUAGUUUCCCCAUGAGAGGGUCCAAGUAGGACUGAGUAAACCACUCCAAAUCUUAUGCUAAUAUUUGUAGCAUGAGAGAGAAAGAAGAGCCAUGCCAAAUAUAACAUGGCUAUUUGGUCUCCAGUUUGGAGGGAACUGUGGCCCCUGGUGGGCUGUGUGUGGUCAGUAGGAUAUUUUAUACUUUUUUUGUUUUUAUGUAUGUACACACCUGCAGAUUUAUUACGUUUUCUGCUGUGCUGUAAGAUUUUAUAGGUCUUAUAGAUCUGGGAUAUUUUCGGUUCACUUGUCGGAUUGGCCUUUUUUUGUACUCCUGAUUGUGUUCAGUAUUUAAAAAAGAAAAAAAAAAAAAAAGUCUGUUAGCUCGUAGUUAUGUGUAUUUAUUUUAUUUCAUUUUAAACGGUGAAGCUUUUUUAUCUUAAGAAUUGUAAGCCCCAAAUAACAACUUGACACUUGACAUAGGUAACAGGUAUAGGUAAGUACUUGAUAGAUACCCUGCGCUUAUUUCAUAUCAAAUCUCCAUUGCUCUACUCAAUAAUUAAUUUGAAUCUGGUUUUAGGAGCCGGGUGUUUAAGAAAUUAAAGUAAAACUUGCAUCUGCUGCACAAGCGAAUACACAAACUAUCACUUUAAAUGACACAGAGGUUUACAGAUGUUAGAUAGAUAGAUAGAUAGAUAGAUAGAUAGAUAGAUAGAUAGAUAGAUAGAUAGAUAGAUAGAUAGAUAGAUAGAUAGAUAGAUAGAUAGAUAGAUAGAUAGAUAACUUUAUUCAUCCCCGAUGGGAAAUUAGGUUGUCAUAGCAGUCCGGUAUCUGAAUACAAUAAAAUACAAUAGAAAAUACAAGGAGAUCGACAUAUGAAAUUCUGUUUUCAGAUCUAGCGUUACUGCUAUCAACACUGCAAAAAAGGAAUUUCAAGAAAACAAAAAAGAGCUUGUAUCAAAGAAAAACAUCUUGUAUUUUGUUCAGAGACAAGAACUUUGUGCUUAUUUUAAGAAUUUUUGUUAAUACAAGAUGAUUUGGUUGAAUAUAAGUAUAUUUUGCUUCUUUAUAGUAAUGCUGUUUUUGCAGUGAAUAGCCCAGCAGCGGUACAAAUAUUAAUACAUUCAGCUUUAAGACUGUAUGUUCCUACCAGUGAAUGAGUCAUUUGUUCACAGUACUGUUCCAAAGUGAAAGUUUAUGAAGGAAGUAAGUGUCUUUAGGAUUAAUCGGCAACAAAAAGCUGAAACCAGUACCAAAUAUUUGCAGUCGCGUGGCGGAUCCUCUUUUUUGUUAUUGUACGUUUUUUUUCGUAAACCAUGCUCUUAACUGUUAUUUAAGUGACCUUUGUGUAAAUAGUCUCACACGUUCUGUAAAUUACACUUUGUAAUUUUUGUAAAUAUCACACUUAAGUAUUUUUUAUUUCUGUUAAUAUGUUUGUAUACUGUAAACUUUAAAUAUACCAGCUGCUAUUUUUCCCGUUAGUGACGUUUUUUCUAAUGAAUUCUGUAGCCUUCAUAUCAUUCCUACUUUAAUAAACAGCUUUGACGUUA